AUGCGCGCGGGCGUCGCGUCGACGCGUUCGGCGAGAACGACGACGGGACGGGCGUUCGAGCGCGCGCGCGACGCCGGGGGGCGACCGCGCGCUCGGGUGGUGCGUCGAGCGAGAAUCUCCACGAAGGAUCCGUGGUGGGAAAAGGGUGGCGAAGAGAACAUGGUGGAGUGCGUCGAUACGGGGGCGUUCUUGAAUCUGUUGAACGUACACAGCGAUAAGUUGAUCGUCGUCGACGUCUACGCGCGAUGGUGCGGGGCGUGUCGGGCGCUGUAUCCCAAGCUGUGCAAACUCGCGAGGGAGUACCCGGAGGUGGUCUUCGUCAAGGUAAACUUUGACGAUAACAAGCUCUUGUGUAAAUCUCUCGGGGUGAAGGUGCUGCCGUACUUUAAGUUUUAUCGUGGUAGCGAUGGGUGCGUCGCCGCGUUCUCGGCGUCGAUCGCGAAGAUCAAGCUCUUGCGCGCGGCGCUCGACGAGCACUCGUCCGAGCGUUGCUCGCUCAUCGAGGGCAAGGUGGAGUACAACGACCUGGACGAUCUCGCCGAGCUCGAGGCGAUGUCCCCCGAGGAACGCGCCGCGGCCGAACCGAGCUCGGUGUCGAGCUAA
Ostreococcus tauri is the source of this 603-nucleotide messenger RNA. RefSeq names its product Thioredoxin, conserved site. NCBI's taxonomy places the organism in Eukaryota, Viridiplantae, Chlorophyta, Mamiellophyceae, Mamiellales, Bathycoccaceae. Gene Ontology annotation, biological process: cell redox homeostasis. The transcript is spliced from 2 exons. The record is from RefSeq and is a predicted model, not a curated record. The coding region runs from base 1 to 603 and encodes 200 amino acids.